CCAUUUGUCUUUCUGCCUUCUCUUCAUGCACCACCCUCGGUAGUCAGGCAGUCCAUAUCGUGGACAUAGCUCUUCUCAAUAUGGUGUUCCAUUCGAGGACGGUUGCCGCAGCUGCUACUGUUGCCCUGCGAGUCGUGUCCUUCAUCUUCCUGCGCAUGGUCGCGCUCCCUCCGCUUAUGACGAUCGUCUACACACUGUUCGCCAUCUACAUCCCCGCAUUCUUCUCAAACUAUAUCGACGAGCCGGAAUACGAGCUCGUUGACGAGGUCGACAUUGCAGUUGCGACCAGCAUAGAGAACGAGGACGAAAUCGUCCGUGGAGAAACAGACGAAGCCAUUGUGGUCGAAGAUGUCGUUGUCCAGGAGACAAUUGCCCCCGUCAAGAGGCACAUCUCGCCUCUAGAGACGCUGCUCUUGGGCACGCCCAAUCCGACCAGCCUGCUUUCUUCGGCCAUGACAUUUCUUAUUAACGCCGCUUGUGUCGCAAUGGUCACCGACAUGGUCUUCACGCCACGGUGGACUCACCCGAGCCAUGACCUUUCUUUUGCUCGUGUUGGCUACGUCUCCAACUCGGAAGCCAAGCUGCUGAUCAGAGAGCCGGACCAGGCGAAAAUGCCCGUCACUGUCGAAGUCCACAUCAAGGAUGCCGUCGCGCCAUUUGACAAUGCCCUAUGGCAGACCGCUGGUGGAGUGCACUGGACGUCGAACGACACUGACUAUACUGCCGUCGUUAGCAUUCCCUUGGGCCACCCAGAUCAGCGGACGUAUGAGUGGCGGACAUCAAACAACCACUCCGGAGAGUUCACGUCGGCCCCGAAGCCAGGCAGGAUGCCCGACUUGCAUGACGGGAAGUUCACCUUCUUAUCCACAUCCUGCAUUGUGCCCCGUCUUCCCUACAACCCGCUCGAUCACCCUCUGUCGUUCCCGGGCAUGAAGCACUUGGCCAAAGUACUCCCCACUCUUGGGGCUCAGUUCAUGCUGUUCCUUGGCGACUUCAUCUAUAUUGACGUCCCAAGACGAUUCGGCGAUCGCACUGAGAACUACCGCCAGAAGUAUCGCCAAGUAUACGCCUCUCCUGACUGGCCUGCUGUUGGACAAAAUCUUAGCUGGAUUCAUGUGCUCGACGACCAUGAAAUUCUCAACGACUGGGACUCCCAGGAUACUGGUGUAUACGAGAAUGCCGUGGACCCCUGGCAUCAUUACCAGACGGCUGCAAACCCCCCGACAGCGAGAAGAGCCAAGGCAGCAUCUGCCACGCUUAGGGGCGAGCCCACCUACUUCUCCUUUAUGCAGGGACCUGCAAGCUUUUUCAUGUGGGAUACACGGUCGUAUCGGUCAUCGAAUUCUGAACCGUUCGACGACGCGGCAAAGACUAUGCUUGGAGAAGCCCAGCUGGAAGACUUCCUGGAAUGGCUUCGUGAGCCAGUACCCAAGGGCGUCAAGUGGAAGAUCAUUGCCAGCUCGAUCCCAUUCACAAAGAACUGGCGCGUCAACACUAGGGACACGUGGGGCGGCUUCCUUGUCGAGCGCAAGAAGGUACUCGAGGCAAUGUGGGAAGCCAGUCACAAGCUGGGAGUUGGCAUCGUCAUUCUGUCGGGUGAUCGCCACGAGUUCGGUGCGACCGCCUUCCCUCCGCCCAAGGACAGCGCUUGGCCAGAAAGUGCAACUGUACAUGAGUUCUCCGCGAGCCCUCUUAACCAGUUCUACUCGCCCAUCGGAACUUAUAAGCAGACUGAUGGUGAAGAUGUUGAGCUCAAGUACAUCAACUCUGGCAACACCAAGUUUGGAGCCAUCACCAUCGAGAACCACGCUGGCGGCGAUCAGAGCAGUCUCACAUACAAUCUGUACCUUGACGACAAGCUUGUGUGGGACGUUGAGCUAUUAUCUCCUCUAGUGACGCCAGCGGACAAGGCCUCCAGAUCGCUGUGGGAGAAGCUUCGCGGCGCAUAGGGUGCAAGUAAACUGGACUUCUGUUCUGGAAUAAAUCGGCGUUACGCAGGCUUGAGGCUGGAUCGAAACAAAAUGUGGCAAAACGGUCAAGAUUGGUGUGCAACUGAGCGCAAACCUCAACAACAAAUAUAAAGCAUGACGAUGACUGAGCACGUCCAUCCGUUGUUCACAGAGACAAAACGUGGUUUGGGUGCAGUUUAUGUGGAGGCCUUGAUGACCUGACCUUGCAUGAUCCACCCACGAACUGUCUUGUCCUUAACGCUUGACGCUUGACGCUGUCCUUGGUGGGGGAGGUUAAUCAAUAGCUGCCCUCGCUCACUUGCAGCAGGCGAGUCGUCCUCAGGCUUUAAUGAGACAUUUGAUUGGGGGAAAAGAAAUAGUGCCGAAGUAGUAUGAACAGUUCAGAAGCACAGCUGAGACAGCCUUCUGGAACAGUGGCGCAGGCAUUACACCCAAUCCCACUUUGCAACAUUGCUUUUUCUUCGACACCCUUUC
Microdochium trichocladiopsis is the source of this 2444-nucleotide messenger RNA. RefSeq names its product PhoD-like phosphatase-domain-containing protein. Lineage: Eukaryota; Fungi; Ascomycota; Sordariomycetes; Xylariales; Microdochiaceae. The record is from RefSeq and is a predicted model, not a curated record. The transcript has 4 exons. Bases 81 to 1949 code for a protein of 622 amino acids.